AUGGCUUCGUCUUCAAACACUCAACAAAAGGUUUCGUCUUCUCAACAACAAGAACAAGAUCAAAAGCAACAACAAAAUGUUCCACAAAAGACUUGUCUGAUUCCUAUGAACGAAUUAGAAGUUCUUGCUGAAAUGAUGGUCGAUUUUGAUAAUCUGGAAGAACAUGACAUUCAUUUGAAGGAUGACAUGAUAUUUCAGGGUUGGGAAGCAUUCUUCUAUCGUUUGUGUGGACCAGUUUUCCCAAAUUUAGUUAAAGAGUUUUGGGUUCAUGCUACGAUUAUGCCAAAAGAUAUUCUGUCCUUUGUUCAUGGCGAAGAAAUAUCCAUUACAGAAAAUCUUCUCAGAAGAUUGUUUGGUCUGGAAAAUGUUGAAGGUGCUUCUGGAGCAAUUAUUGGAAGAACAGAUUGGGACGCUGUUUAUACAGAAAUCUUCAAAUCUGGAAAAGAGUCUACAAUCAUCAAGGAAUUGAAGGAUCCCUACAAAAUUUGGGCGAAGAUCCUUUUGGGUUGCAUCUACCAUAGAAAGGCAAUUGUUUCUCAUAACUAUGUGAACAAGGAUCAACAAUACAUUCUGUAUUGUCUUGGUAAACAAGAGAAGGUGGAUCUUCCUUACAUCAUUUUCAAGUACAAAAGGAACAUCAUUCCUUUUGGAAUCAUGUGA
This is a messenger RNA of Vicia villosa (hairy vetch), 660 nucleotides long. RefSeq lists its product as uncharacterized. The transcript has a single exon. NCBI's taxonomy places the organism in Eukaryota, Viridiplantae, Streptophyta, Magnoliopsida, Fabales, Fabaceae. The record is from RefSeq and is a predicted model, not a curated record. Bases 1 to 660 code for a protein of 219 amino acids.